UCCUUAAAAAUAUUUUUAACGUGAACUUUAUUCGUCCAAUCAGAUUCGCGGUCGGUUGCCUGGCGGUGACUCAAGCGGGAAGCAUGGCGGCGGCGGAGAGAGCCAUCGUCCCUGAUCCCAUCACUCAGAUGUCAAAUUAUGAAGGUCCAGGUUUAGUUGACCUUUCAAGUCAGGGCCUUCACAAGUUGGACCCAAACUUCACCUGUUUACCGGACACCCACACCCUCAUCUUGGACCAGAACCACAUAAUCAAACUGGAACAUCUAGAGAAGAAUGCAGCACUUCAGCAGCUGUCUGUUGCCUGUAAUCGUCUCGUUCGCAUGAUGGGGGUGUCAAGGCUCACAGAAUUGAAAGUUUUGAACCUGCCUAACAACAGCAUUGGCUACAUCGAGGGACUGAAAGACCUAGUCCAUCUUGAGUGGCUGAACUUGGCAGGCAAUAACAUAAAGGUGAUAGAGCAGCUGAACAGUUGUGUGGAUCUGCAACAUCUGGAUCUGUCUGACAACAACAUUUCGAACACAGGGGACAUUUCAAAACUCACUGCCUUAAAGACGCUCCUUCUCCAUGGCAACAUCAUAACAACGCUGCGUACGGUCCCUGCCCAUUUCCCCCCGAAUCUCACCGUUCUCUCAUUGGCUGAGAAUGAGAUCAGAGACCUCAGUGAGGUAUCCUAUUUGGCACCUCUACAUGACCUCGAGCAACUGUCCAUCAUGAGCAAUCCGUGUGUGAUGGCUACACCCUCCUUGCCUGGCUUUGAUUACCGUCCAUAUGUCGUGAGCUGGUGCCUCAAUCUGAAGGUGCUUGAUGGUUAUGUGGUGUCACAGAAAGAGGGGCUCAAGGCAGAAUGGCUUUACAGCCAGGGAAAAGGCCGCACGUAUCGUCCUGGGCAGCACAUACUGCUAGUUCAGUACCUGGCUUCCACAUGCCCUUUGACAUCCACAUCAGCACUGCAGUCUGCUGAGGAUGCCAAGCUGGAGAGAAUUCUCAGCAAGCAGAGGCAGCAUCAGAGGCAGCUGCUCCUGUCAAGUCACUGUGACUCCCCAAGUCCUCCUCGUCCAACUCAGCUAGAUGUGGAACAGCACUUGACUGAUCGAGCCAAAGAUGGAGUGGCCACGUUUGAGGGUUUUCCUGUCAUCAGUCAACCAGAACCUCCUGAACCGGUUCUUCAGGUAAACACUUGGAUGGGCAGCACAUCUUCAGCAAAGUUUACUGCAGUUCAAGCUUCCCUUUCUGGUGAAGAGAAUAUGGUUCUAGAGGACGUGCAGACAGAUGAAGAGAAGCUCCAUGGCAGCCUCCUCUCCUCAGAGUCUGCCUUUCUUCCUGUCAGCUCCACUGUCCACUCUCCAUCUCCCCCUGACAGUGAAGAGGAAGAGCUGGAUGAGCCUGAUUCACUGGCUCCUCCAAACCCCACCCGCUCCCAGCCUCAGAAGGCAGAGACAGAAAAGAAUUCUCAAUUGAAAGUCAUCCAAGCACCAAAAAACAGUGCAGAUUAUUCAACAGCAGAAGAGCAAAGUGAAGGAGGGGUUCAUUUGAAAAACAGCAAGCAGCAAAACUGUCUCCUGAAUGGAGAGGCCAUGUUACAGAAUGGCACGGAAUCAGGCACAGAGCAGAUAAAGCAGCGUGCCAUGGUUGCACAGUGGCAGCCAGAUGAAGCAGCUGUGAAGAUUCAAGCCUGGUGGAGGGGACACUGGACUCGACAGCAGCACCCACAGGCCAAAGAGGUGCGCUGCGAGAUUCGGCUGCGGAGGAUGCAGGAUCAUAUUGUCUACCUGACAGCAGAACUGGAGAGGGUGCGGAAGCAACAAGAGGAGGAGAAAUUGCAGAGGAUGAUUCAGGAAGAGGCUGUGAAGUUCCUCUGGAAACAACUUCAGGCCAUGCUGGAGUGGCAGUCAUCAGUGAAGGAGCAGCUCAGCUGUUUGUCUUCCUCACAGAGCUCUGCCGUGGGCCCUAUUCCUGCUGUCCCUAAAGACACAGCCAUGGCUCCCCCCAUGCGCAGUGAGCUAUCUAUCCCUGAAUCAGGCUUCCAUUCCCCAGGGGAACGGCAGGGUGGCCUAGAGGACAGUCUGAGCAGCACAGCCACAGCCGGAUCACCCGAAACGGUGCGGUCAGCAGGAGCUGCGCGCUCACCUGGAGCGGCUGGGGACAGUCAGGACGGCAGCUUGCUCGAGCAGUACCUGUCCUCUGUGCAGAGACAGGAGGAGGAAGAGGACGAGGCUGAAGAGGAAAGAGGCUCGGACAGGACAGGAACACCACUGGACACGUCAGUCCUCUCUCCACUAAGAGGGUCUGAGCCCUCCUCCUCUCCUGAUACAGAGGCUGAAAGACAGCACCCCCUGCCCAAGGCAGAGAUGUCAAAGGAAUGAAAAUGUGGUACAAAACUUUUAAAGGAAUCCUUCAGCGUUUUUCAACUCAAUCACCGUCUACUACAUCUGUAACAUACGGUUCACUACUAGUUAUCUGCUUUUCUGCUGUUCUUUUCACAGUAUAGAGAAACACUAAAAUGACCGUCCAUAGUAAUAGAGCAUAUGAUACAAAUGGGGUAGAUAGGCUGAAAAUAGCUGGAGUAUUCCUUUAAGGGAAUGGUUGAGCAACAAACAAAUUAAAUUCAUACAGUAUUUCACUUACCCCAAAUGUAAUCAAUCAGCCAGGACAUGUAUUAGUGCUUCCUUGGUUUAGUGCUUGAGCUUAACACUAGUAGCCAAUAGACACCUAAAUCUUUCCAUAGUGGUUUAAACACCGCUGGUCAAAUGGCAUGUGUUAUUGAUUUGGUAUGUGAAAAGAACACAUCCUCUACAGGGAGCUUAAGUAUUAAGGUGUUUUUUAUGCAAAUUUUAGUGCACAAUUUCUAUUUAUUUGUUUAACAUUUUGGGGAAAAAUUAAGCAUAAAAUAUAAAAAGCUGUCAUAACUUAAACAUGAAACACACACAUACACACACACACACUUUCUAAGCCGCUUCUCCCUCAAACAUGAAACAUUUAGCUUUCAUAUUUUCCUUAAUAUAUUAAAUUCAGCAAAGAAGUAGCAAUUGUGCAUUAGAAUGUGCGACAGUGUGUACUCUGUAGAAGAUAUGUAACUUAUUUACACUCAGAAAAUCACAAAACAUGUAAUUGGACAGGAGCACCCAAACUUUUGCAUAUGCACUGUGCAUGCCCAAAACCUCAGAAAGGUUUGGUUCUAGCGUUUGUUGGCAACAUUAGCUUCAUAGUUCCAGCGCUAAAGUAAAGAAGUACAAUACGGACACCAAUCGUGUCUUGGCUCAUUACAUUUGGCUUAAGAGGAAAACCGUAAAUCUGAUUUUUAACUAAACCAUUCCUUUAAGAAUGUCCUUUCUAGAUAGCAUUAAAAGGGAUAUGUCACCCAGAAGAUGCUAAAAUGGCUAAGAGGGGCCACCAGUUUUAGGUGAGACAUUCCUUCAUGUUUCUGGCAUUACCUCUGUGAAGCCAUCUGGUUCUGUGUUCAUGAACAAUCUGCGUGUGGGAGCGAGAACAUGGGACUGGAUUUCUUCACUUUAAUGACAGUCCUAGUUGCCACAACAAAUGCUAGCUCAACACUCCUACUUUGAAGGUGCUUAUUGAUGGCAGCCCCUGAGGUGAGCUCUGACAACCAUGUUUAAAUAUUUUCAUGUUUUUUGAAAAUAUACCCAGCCUUCUCGUCACCACUGAAGCCAAGAAACAAACCAAGGGUAGCCUUGACCUUCAGUCUGAGAAACGUCUGAGUCAUCUGAGAUCAGUUUUUUUAAAUGUCAGUUUAGCCCGUUCCCAUUUAGUGAAUGUAGAAGUACUUCCUGCUCCCAAACGUACAAGUGUGCGGAUUCAUGCACUUGGCAGAUGAACCCAUUAGAAUGUACAUAACGGCUUCAAAACUCCGUCAUCGAGAUACAGAACACCCUUGCAUACAAAGAGUGCCAACUUGUAGCUUAUUUACUGCACUUAAUAAACUUUUCCUUUACUGUAACUUGUGAGCGUUACAGUUCUGUGACUAUGCGUUAAAAGGAUGUACCUUUGACAUUUUCCAGCAUCUUCGUAGGCUGACACAACGAUUUCAUUGUUAAAACUGGUUUUGUGUACGUUCAGUUGUUCACCACAGUAUGUCAGCCGACAGCAAUUCUGUGUUGCAUUUGGAGUCGUUUUUUAUUUAUUUCACACUGAUUUUUUAAAUGUUUUUUGAAUGCACUUUUGAAAAUAAAAUGUUAUGUUGA
Messenger RNA from Pygocentrus nattereri (red-bellied piranha), 4199 nucleotides. It is a transcript of the gene cep97, whose product is annotated as centrosomal protein 97. Lineage: Eukaryota; Metazoa; Chordata; Actinopteri; Characiformes; Serrasalmidae. Gene Ontology annotation, molecular function: protein binding. The coding region runs from base 84 to 2363 and encodes 759 amino acids. The transcript has 11 exons. The record is from RefSeq and is a predicted model, not a curated record.